Fusarium graminearum PH-1 is the source of this 714-nucleotide messenger RNA. RefSeq lists its product as uncharacterized. Lineage: Eukaryota; Fungi; Ascomycota; Sordariomycetes; Hypocreales; Nectriaceae. The record is from RefSeq and is a predicted model, not a curated record. Bases 1 to 714 code for a protein of 237 amino acids. The transcript has 2 exons.
AUGAUGAUGCUCUGGGCAUGGGCGGGUGUACCGCUAGGAGUCUACAACAUCGUCAAAGAGUUCAAUGUAGCGCUCCGGAUCCAACCUCAGAUUUUAACGCUUUUGAGUCUUGUUACGUGGAUCCAAUGUUACUACUAUGAGAGAAAAUGGAGUAUCUCACGCUCUCUUUUCGUCGUCGUCCCUGUCGCAAUCAUCAUGGGCGUCAUCCAAGCAUCUCUCAUAAUCGCCCUCCGCAUCGCAAAAUCCAAAGACUUGGAAUGGCCGUUAAUCCUCAUGGCUUCACUAUCAGCAGCUCUUCUCGCAGCAGGUGUGUUAACACACUACUGGGACAUCUGGACCCAUCGAACCGUCCGCGGGAUUUCUUUUCUAUUCGUCGCCAUUGAUGCAGCCGGUGAUGUAUUCUCUCUUGCGUCGGUCUUCUUUCAAUCUGAACUAGAUGUUUUGGGAAUUGUCAUUUAUGCGACGGAGUUUGUGCUCUGGUGUGGCGUUUUUGCGUGUGGUGGGUAUUAUAACCUGCUGCCGUGGGUGAGGAAGAGGUUUGGGGGCGAUGGUAAGGGUGUUGAGUGUGAAGGGGGUACGAGGGAGGAGAAUGGAGGGAAUGAGAUCAUGAUGGGCGAUAAUGUAUCGUCGAGUUCGGUGUUUCGGACAGCAUCAGGGGAAGUGGGUAUGAGGGCGCGGAAUCCAAGGGGGCGUGAUCCUCUAGAUGUUGAGUGA